Molecule: messenger RNA, 384 nt
Organism: Aspergillus novofumigatus IBT 16806
Lineage: Eukaryota; Fungi; Ascomycota; Eurotiomycetes; Eurotiales; Aspergillaceae
Product: C2H2-type zinc finger protein
Exons: 3
Coding region: 1-384 (127 amino acids)
Biological process (GO): regulation of transcription by RNA polymerase II
Cellular component (GO): nucleus
Molecular function (GO): DNA-binding transcription factor activity, RNA polymerase II-specific; RNA polymerase II cis-regulatory region sequence-specific DNA binding
Source: RefSeq, a predicted model, not a curated record
AUGUAUCUCGCUAUCCCACAACCAAGUGUUAGAAGAUUCAGGUGCUCCUGGGCACAAUGUGGCAAGCCCUUCAAUCGCAAAUCCGACCUUUGUCGACACUACCGGACCCAUACCAACACGCAACCAUACCAUUGCACCGUAAACGGGUGUGAUAAAAGCUUCAUCCAGCGCAGCGCCCUGACCGUCCAUUUCCGAACACACACAGGGGAACGCCCCUAUAUCUGUAGCUUUGAAGGCUGUGACAAAGCCUUUUCUGAUUCAUCGAGUUUGGCCCGGCAUCGCCGCGUCCACAUAGCAACAAUACUAUACGAAUGUCCCGAAAUAACAUGUUCAAAAAGGUAUCCUCUGCCUCCAUUCUUUAUCAUGAGUAAACACCAUGAAUAA